Chaetura pelagica (chimney swift) is the source of this 1173-nucleotide messenger RNA. It is a transcript of the gene VPS51, whose product is annotated as vacuolar protein sorting 51 homolog (S. cerevisiae). Gene Ontology annotation, cellular component: EARP complex; GARP complex; membrane. The record is from RefSeq and is a predicted model, not a curated record. Gene Ontology annotation, biological process: Golgi vesicle transport; lysosomal transport; Golgi organization. NCBI's taxonomy places the organism in Eukaryota, Metazoa, Chordata, Aves, Apodiformes, Apodidae. Bases 1 to 1173 code for a protein of 390 amino acids. The transcript is spliced from 8 exons.
AUGGCCAGAAAUGACUCGGAUUUCCUGAGUGUGACGGGCCUGCUGAGCGGCAGCGUGAAGCGGUUCUCCGGCAUGGCGCGCUCCGGGAGGGACAACCGCAGGCUGCUCUGCUCUGUGUCAGCUGGGCUGAUCGUCGUUUUCUUCAUCCUCUACUACCUUGUGGAUGACACCUUGGACCCCAAAGAGCUCACGGAGUGUGUGGAGAUGCUGUUGCAGCUGGAAGAGCCACCUGAGGAGCUGUGUGAGGAGUUCCUGAGCCAGGCGGGCGCCCGCCUGGAGGCCGAGCUGGCGGCGCUGGAGGCGGAGCUGCCCGAGCCCGACCCCUCAGGCGGGGAGUUCUGCGUGGCGGCGGUGCGCGAGGGGCUGGUGGUGGCCUUCGUGCGCUGGCUGUGCCGCACCGCCCGCGGCUUCGCUGACGGCCCCGCAGAGCGGGGGGCUCCCGCGGCCCCCCCAGCCCUGCUGCUGCUCCUCGCCCGCUUCUGCCUGGACUAUGAGGCCACCACCAUCAGCUACAUCCUCACUCUCACUGACGAGCAGUUUCCCCCGCAGGACACGGACGCGGGGGUGACGCCAGGCCCGGCGCUGUGCGCGGAGGCGCGGGGCGCGGCGCAGCGGCUGCUGGAUCACUACGUGCAGGCGCAGGGCGGGGGCGUGGGCCCGGAGCCGCCGCCCUCGGAGGGGGUGACAGGCGUGGUGCCGCAGGUGGGGCAGCUCUUCGAGGAGGGCGUGCGGCGGGCGCAGAGCAGCGACUCCAGCCGACGCGCCUUCUCCGUCUACAGCAGCUCCCGGGCCCCCGGCCGCUACGCCCCCAGCUACACCCCCAGUGCCCCCAUGGACACCCACCUGCUCAGCAACAUCCAGAAGCUCUUCUCCGAACGCAUUGACAUCUUCAGCCCUGUCGAGUUCAACAAGGUGUCGGUUCUGACGGGGAUCAUCAAGAUCAGCCUGAAGACGCUGCUGGAGUGCGUGCGGCUGCGCACGCUGGGGCGCUUCGGGCUGCAGCAGGUGCAGGUGGACGGGCACUACCUGCAGCUCUACCUCUGGCGCUUCGCCGCCGACGAGCGGGUGGUGCAGGGGCUGCUGGACGAGGUGGCCGCCAGCGCCGUGCACCGCUGCCUCGACCCCGUCCCCAUGGAGCACAGCGUCGUCGAGCUCAUCUGCGAGCGCGGGUAG